Molecule: messenger RNA, 4602 nt
Organism: Salvelinus fontinalis (brook trout)
Lineage: Eukaryota; Metazoa; Chordata; Actinopteri; Salmoniformes; Salmonidae
Product: transcription factor AP-4-like
Exons: 7
Coding region: 620-1612 (330 amino acids)
Biological process (GO): regulation of transcription by RNA polymerase II
Cellular component (GO): nucleus
Molecular function (GO): DNA-binding transcription factor activity, RNA polymerase II-specific; RNA polymerase II cis-regulatory region sequence-specific DNA binding; protein dimerization activity
Source: RefSeq, a predicted model, not a curated record
AACAGACUGGUUUCCUCCGCUCUAUCGUUCACAUUUCGAAAAACAUCGUAGAUUUAAAAUAACAAAGUGACGCAUGCCAAAAAAAAUUUUUUUUCCUAAUUUACAUGGGAAAUCCUCAUAAAAUAGAUAAUGUCAUAAUAACUGUAGAUUAGGCUACUAGGAUUCGAGAUAUGGCGUCAGUGAUCGGUAUCACUCAAUGGAAACAAUUAUACAUUUGUGGCUAUCAUUUAAUCCACCAGACUCGUGCCUCGCCCCCUCCAGUGUAGAUGAUUUAAAUAAUCCUUUGUUUACAUGAUGCAGUCCCUCUGUCCGCGGAAGGAGGCUUUUGGUAGUGCUGUGUGAUUCCUACCAGCUGUUUCCCGCCUUGAAAGACAUCCGAUCAGCUGCAACUACACACGUACAUGCAGAAGGAAAGAGAGAGAGAGAUUGAGAGCGCCACACAACGAGGGAACCCUAUCAGCUGGAAGUAGAGUAACGUUACAACUCCGACUGCUACCACAUAAGGAAAUUUCCGAAUUAUGAAAUUAUUCUAGAUUUAUGAACAAGGGAAUUUGCAACUGGAACAUAUUUUGUGCGUUAAUUCAUUUGAACCGGGGGACACACAACUGGAGAGGAAAGCAUGGAGUAUUUCAUGGUACCAGCACAGAAGGUGCCCUCCUUGCAACAUUUUAGGAAAACGGAGAAGGAAGUGAUUGGGGGUCUUUGCAGCCUGGCGAACAUUCCCCUGACCCCCGAGACGGCGCGCGACCAGGAGCGGCGGAUCCGCCGGGAGAUCGCCAACAGCAACGAGCGGCGGCGCAUGCAGAGCAUCAACUCCGGCUUCCAAUCGCUUAAGACGCUUAUCCCCCACAGCGACGGAGAGAAACUCAGCAAGGUGGGUCCGAGAGAGGAAAGGAAGGGAGAGAAACUCAGCAAGGCGGCCAUCUUGCAGCAGACAGCAGAGUACAUCUUCGCUCUGGAGCAGGAGAAGACACGGCUACUGCAGCAGAACAGCCAGCUCAAACGCUUCAUUCAGGAGUUCAGCGGCUCCUCCCCAAAGAGGAGGCGUGGGGCGGAGGAGAAGGAUGAAGGGAUCGGUUCCCCAGACAUUUUGGAGGAGGAGAAGACGGAGGACCUGCGGAGGGAGAUGGUGGAGCUGAGACAGCAGCUGGACAAGGAGCGCUCUGUCCGCAUGAUGCUGGAGGAGCAUUUGAGACAGGAGGAGGUCUGCUGUGUUGUGGUUGGUGGUACUCAGCCUGAACAUGUGUUAGGAACUCACUCCGAGCAGCAGGAGAGAGCCAGCACCCCAGCCCACUGCCCACAGGUGCUGGCCCCCAGGUCGCCCCCCGCCCCCACCCACCACCCCACGGUCAUCGUCCCAGCUCCGCCUCCCCAUCACGUCACCGUGGUAACCAUGGGCCCGGCCUCUGUCAUCAACACAGCCUCCACGUCUCGCCAGAACCUGGACACCAUUGUGCAGGCCAUCCAGCACAUUGAGAGCAUCCAGGAGAGGGUGGGGGAGGAGGAGCAGCGCCGGGCGGUGAUCGUCACCCAGGGACGCGCCCUCACAGACACAGCUGGGUCCGACACGGCGUCCGACAGCGAGGGACCAGAGGACUGCUCACUGCCCUGAGGCCUCCCAUCACACACAGGGGCCACGAGAGGGGGCCCCAUACAACACCCACAAUACUCUGAUUAUAUGGCCAUUUAUUAGGUUGGAUAGACGGAUCAGACUCACACACACACUGAACUAGGAUAGUCUACUGUAACCGGAUAAUUACACACGCACACUUCUUUCUGUCUCUCUUUUCUGCUUUCUUGCUUUUUCUCAAACCGGACAAAAAAAAUCAGUAGAAAGGUGAUGGGUUGACCUGACAGUUCCACAUAGCUCAAGCAGCCAGCAGCCUUCCCAACGGUCACGACGCACCCAUCCAACCCACUCCCUCUCUGGGUCUGGCUUCUCCAGAGGGCUGCCUGAGGAUGGAAGUGUCACACCCAGGUCCAGCCCGGUCCCUUGGCUCAGUUGGCCAAUGGAGACUCUUUCUCACCUUCUCCAAAUCCAACUAAGCAACUUAUGCCCAGCGAGCAGGAGAGCGCGCCUGGACAGGACAGGUGUACCCCAACCAGCAGCACAGCCGUCCCAGGCGACCCCACACCCCCCCCAUACGAGAGAUUAUUUCUCCAAGAAGUCUUCUACUUCCUGUAUCUCUUCACCAUAUUUCUGCCCAGUGGGAUCUCCCCUGAGCGAUGAGACACUGUGAGCAUUCAAAGACACUUUCUGAAUCAGUUCUAACACACCUUUUUGGCUCCUUAGUAAGAGAAAAUGUUGUUGUUUUUCUGUUGUACUUUACAAAGAAUUUGUAAGAGUUUGUGUUACAGGUUUUCUUUUUGAUCUUGUGCUCUGCUCGGGGGCUCUGGAUGAUAAAUCACAGGGAUUGUACUGAAACGUGACAACACAGAAAAUGCCCAUAUUGACGCAGCUAGAGGUCUGUUCAUUUCAGUGGUGCUUACUAUGGAAAGAGAAGGAGUGCACUUACGGUUCCCUCUGUCUCUCUUUGCGCCAUCACACGUUUUACUGGGCUGGGUUCCCAGUAGACAUUUCUGUAGGCGACACUCUCCCCUAACUACAAACACGUAUGUUGGUUGCAUCAGUAGUACAGAUGAAAACCUGUAACACUGAUUCACCCUUUUGUCUGUUGCUUCUGACAUUUUGGCAUCUAGCUUGUUGAAUAAGCUAAUCGAUGGGUACGCCGUGAGUUUUUAAAACCCUUGGUGUGUUUUUGCUGUUGUACACAUAGGAUAGGCUGGUGUAUCCAGCUCCACGCUGUAAUUAGGUGGGUUGUGUCCGGGGUUAGGAAAGCCCUGUAUUUGGGACAGGCCUCUGUUUGAUAUUGUAGGAGAACACACACACCCCCCCUGUGCAAUUAAUGGUCCCAUCAUCUGAUAAAGCUCCUCCCAUCAUCUGAUAAAGCUCCUCCCAUCAUUUGUCCCUGAGUUUUGGAAACGUCUCUGAUGUUUGUGAGUUCAGAACCUUAACGGCCAAUGAUAUUGGUUGACUGAGCAUUUGACUAUGUAUUCACUAAUAGGAACAAGCGUCCUGAGGGGGGGCAGGUGUCUGUGGUAUCACCAUACUACUCAGCAUCGUGAAACUUGGCUUGGUAUCACGUCAUAAUGUUGAUAUUGUGACAACCCCACUCUGAAAAUAGGCACCUUUUCUUGUGGUUUCCACAGAUUUCUAGCAUGUCUCUCUGCAAAAACAUGUUUUGGGCCCCCAUCCCUCAGGCAGGGAUGCUAACUGGUAUUGUCUGUUUUUAUUAUUGUGCUUUUGGGCAUGUAUCAUUCUCUCUGUGAAGUCUGUCUAUGAUGGUUUUGUUGUGCCCCAGAUAGGACAGUGGUUUUACAGGGAACACAGACACUUUUUCAAAAGCCUGAUUCUGUGCAGAUUGUCAGAUCCUUACAAUACUUACAGAAAUUGUGGAGAAUAUGCCCAUGUGGAUUGCACCCAGGAUAACACGCUGCCUGGGGUGUGUGGAGAGAGCGAAGGGGGCAGCGGUUUGCCAUAACACAGCUUCUAAUGUGCAGGGUAGGCACUGUGAGGCCAGCCUUAACUCAACCCUGGAGUCAGAGCGAGAAAGAGGUAGAGGCUGGCUACACCUAUAGGGAAAGACUGAACAUUGUUCAAUAGGAGUGAUACUGUAAACCUUUUUGUCCAGAACCUCCCAAUAUAAAUACGCUUAUGCUUUGUUUUAGUGUGCUGUGGUUUCCAAGAAGAGAUGUGGAUGCAUUGUUUUUAGACAUUCCAGAAGAUUCCACCAGUACCUUUAGCAUCUUUAACUGGCACUUUUCAAGAGCAAAAAGCAACGGUUUUGUCCGAGGUUAUUUUUGGCCACAAUACGGCCAAACGCAAAGGAAUCGUUUUUUAUGUAAAAUUAUUUGAUGGCAAAUUGGAUUGAUUUGUUGAUUGUCCCUUAUGUCUUCCCAUUGAGUGUAGAGGGAGUCCUUUACUGCUGGACAGAUGAGACGCAUCUCCCUCCUAUCCUUCCUUCUUGGUAUUUACAGUGGAUUCACACUGGCCACGUUCAAGGCCACUUCACUGCAGUCACAUGCCAGAACCUCACAAUGCCUGGAUAGGUGUUUUUGUAUCAGCUUACCACAAAAUGAUACCGCCAACUGAUGCCCGACUGGAAAGUCAGUGAGGUGGCACGCAACCACAGGUUGCUGCGUGCAGUGCGACUGCAAUGUAGUCAGCCUGGAACGCGACCACUGUGUUCACCCAGGAAGAAAACCAACUUAGCCAUGUUGAGUUCCAUUAUUUGGAAAUGGUCAGUGAUUCUUGAGGUGUGCCCUCUUAUAAACCUUGUAAUCUGGAUCGGAGGGGGCAGUCCUCCGAGACAGUCCUAUUGAUUGCUGAACAAAAUGUUAUUUUUUUUGUUUGGUUACGCUUUAUGCUAUGUCCUUAGAAACCUUUUCGUACCCCUUUUCAGUACCUGUCUUCAAACAUUUCCUCUGCUGAUGCCAGCACUGUCCCAUAGAUUUUUGUGUGUAUCUUCUAUACGAUAUCUCUGUUAGAUACAUAACAGUUUGCCUGUGAGGUGGUCAGGGAGGGGGUCAGUGAAUGGGGGG